AUGUCUGACGACACGAUACUGAUGGACACCGGUUUGCCCGAGGGCGGCCUUCCCGCAAUGGCCCUGCUGCCGCCAGGACUGGCCAGUGCCAGAUCUGCCCAUGAUGAAGCACGGCGCAUCUCGACAGAGCUCCGUGUGGCAUUCGAAGCCCUGUCUCGUGAAGUUGAGCCGGAGGUCGAGCCGAACGAGGAGGAGGGAGAGCCGGACCCUAAAGCCGCCCGUCAGCUGGCACUUCUAGGAGUUGAGCUGGCUUCAAGAGAGAAGAAUGCGCUGGAGCUGGAGCGCACUGUCAUUGCCGAAGAGCGGGAUUCUGGCAUAAUAAAUGGCAAGACGGCAACGGUACGCCUCCAUGACCUGAACAAGCGCUACCUAUCUGCCGGAGACGACUUGUGGAGGCAUCAAAAGAAAAAGAUACGCUCCGACGACACCGGAUUGGUACGAUUGUUUGAUCCACGUUCGAACCAAGUUUCUGAAUGUAUUCUGGCGAUCUACAAGAAGUGUGAUGGGCUCGAGAAGAUGCCAAGACGGCCAAGUCAUUGGGGCGCAGAUGCCAGGAAGUGGUACUCAGGCAACGGCGAUGAGCAUGGGCUAGAAGCACAAGAGUGUACUUGGUGUCAUAUAAGCGGCCAAUGGCAUCCGAAAUCGGACAUCGAAGCCGCACGCAUCGUACCUUUCUUCCCCGACGUUGCAGAAAUUGGCGAGAUACUGUUCGGGAGCAAGAAGGAAUCACUCAUACGAGAAGGAAAUUCACUUCUCAUGUCGAAGCUUAUUAAGAGUUGGUUCGACAAGUAUGAUCUUGUAAUCGUUCCUGUCGAUGUGAACGAAUUGCCCAUCACAAGAUGGAAAACAGAGCUGCUCAACCGCCACAUGAGAAAAUGCUACUACACCGCGUCACACAUGGCUGAAGAGCUCGAUGGAAAGGAAUUGGUGUUCCUAAACGACAAUCGUCCGGUCUCACGUUUCGUCUACUUCCAUUUCGUCAUGGCGCUGAUCCGCAUCAAGGAUACCAAGAAGGACGGUUGGGAGAAUGUCUGGGCUCGUUACUACGAGCAACGUCCUUUCCCAACACCAGGACCUUACAUGCGAAGAAGCAUGCUACUUGCGCUUGCUACUCAUUUUGGGGCUGCCGAUAUGAAUGUGGUUGAAUCCUGGAUCCAGGACAACGGCUUUGAGUCACCAUUGAAGCUGACCGAGGACGAGACCACAGAAGUGGCCCGCCGAGUGCAUGAGACGGUAGAAGCGGCCUAUGCUCGCGCGGAACAUCUGGAGGACCCAGAUCACGGCGACCCCGAGGACGUAUCGGAUGACAACUCUGAACAAUAG
Messenger RNA from Phaeoacremonium minimum UCRPA7, 1323 nucleotides. RefSeq lists its product as hypothetical. Bases 1 to 1323 code for a protein of 440 amino acids. The transcript has a single exon. The record is from RefSeq and is a predicted model, not a curated record. Lineage: Eukaryota; Fungi; Ascomycota; Sordariomycetes; Togniniales; Togniniaceae.